CCCAAGAAGGUCACUCGGGUACGGGUCAAUGAUGAUGUAAACCUCCUCUGGAAAAAGGGGAAAUUACCAUCCGUGGCAAUGCCAGUUAUUUUGAUAUAACGUUACACUCAGACUAGAGAAAGCGAUCACAGCGUUGGCAAUGCCAAAGAAAAAGAAGUCCAAACCUGGUGAUCGCGACGAGGCCAGCAGCCGAAAAAGCCAGCAAUCCAACCGAUCUUCAGUGGGGAAAUCGGACCGUCAGCCCGCCGGUAUGAUCGCUCAAGGGAUUGGCGGUGGAGAGGAGGAGGAGUCCGAAGCGGAGACAAGGACCCAGGAGCUUCGAUAUCUGCAGGAUAUGUUUGAAGGGAAGCUGGAUCCUGUUGUGGUUCACAUGAUCAUGAAUGAUUGUGAAUUCAAGGUGGAAGCAGCUUUGGAAACACUCUUCAAACUUGUGGAUCAAACUUCUUCCUUUGAGGCUGGCAUGUACAGACGAUCAGGAUUCCAAGAUGUCUACAUCCCUAAGAUGGAAGCUGAAGGAGACUCUCCAGAAAACUUAGUUGAAGAUGCUUAUGAGGAGGAAUUACAUUUUGCCGCUGGUAAUGACCCUCAACGACAGACACAGAGGACACUGACCUCUGAAAAGUAUGCCGAGGAGGGCAUGUACGGACUGUCACAAUUCGGAGAUGUCUACAUCCCUCCGGAAAAUGCAGGAGAAGAAGCCUAUCAAGAGGAAUUAUUGUUUGCCGCUGGUGGUAAUGACCCUCAGUCACAGACACAGAGGACACUGACCCCACCUCUCAACUUGAACAUCCCUCCUUACACAGGUCCUCUCGGGGCACACACAGUCGAUAGGAGCAGUUUCCAAAUAGCUGCACAGAGUCAUUUAACAGACUUAAGGAUCAAGGACAAUAAACCUGUUUUGGAUGGAGAGGUUUCGGAAGCACUUGAGUAUUCUGAGCCAGAUCUCCAAGGCUCACCUACGGGUUCUGCCUUUGAAGGUCCUGCUGCUUCAGGUCCUGCCACCUUGGGUCCUGCUGCUUCAGGUCCUGCUUCUUCAGAUCAUGCUGCUUCAGGUCCUUCCGCUUCAGGUCCUGCCACUUCAGGUCAUACUGCUUCAGGUCCUGCUACUUCAGGUCCUACCGCUUCAGGUCCUGCUAGUUCAGAUCAUGCUGCUUCAGGUCCUUCCGCUUCAGGUCCUGCUGCUUCAUGUCCUACUGCUUCAGGUCCUGCUACUUCAGGUCCUACCGCUUCAGGUCCUACCGCUUCAGGUCCUACCGCUUCAGGUCCUGCUGCUUCUGGUCCUGCCUACAGUCCGGUGAACACGCCUUCAGAUGAUCCAGAAACUCUUAACGAGAAGAUGUUGAUCAUGUCAGACAAAUCAACUGAGGGAAUUGAGACAAUUGUUACUGAACAUCAACUUGGGCAGGAUGAAAAGUUUAUUGAUCAUUCCUCUACGGCUGCAAGUUCUGCCAUUCCACUUGUGACAACAAUGGAAAGAGAAUCAUCUCCAAGAACAUCGGCACAGAGUCCAAGCUCUGAAUUCAGGGCAGACGAUCAUCAAUCUACACAAUUCAGAAUGGAAGGAUGGCCAGAUAAACAGAAAAUCAACCUUGAUGUAAACACCUCGGCUUUUGUCCUGACAGCCUUUACCGGUGACCACAGGCAGCAGGCACCGCAAAUGAGACCCCAGUUUCCACCGUCUAGCUUCCAACACUCUAGACUUCCACCUCGGCACCAGAACAGGAUGCCCCGGCCAAUGCCCCGGCCAGCAGGCAGGGCCUCCAUGCUGCAGAGACAUCUCAGACCUCAAGAUGGCAAGCCUUUCUUCACGCAGAAAUGGAAUCCUCGAGGGGUUGAACCAUUCCAAGCUAGUGCCUUCCCGAAUUACCCACCACCCUUAACACAGCCAUUCCAGUCUCAUCAGCCCACUGGAAGAGAUCAAAACCAAGCGAACUCUUCUUCAUUAGCACCACCAUGGCUGCAGAAUCAAGGAUUCUCCCAAAAUCCAACUCAAAAAUUCCAAGGUGGAGUACGUCCUCAAUCGUUCCCAACAAAUCCAUCUCACGAGGGCGUGUCCCAACAACCUCCAAAAUGGCCAAUAGGUGACCACCCAAAGUAUGCUCAAGUGGACCAAGGAAACAGCAGAAAGAGAGACUCAGAAGAACAGGUCGAUCCACUACCACGGGGUAAUGUGCUGUGUUUGAUGAGGGGUUGCCCUGGGAGUGGGAAGAGCACACUCGCAAGGAAGUUGGUUGGUGAAGGCAUGAUCUUGAGUACAGAUGACUUCUUUGUGACUGGGGGUAGAUACAAGUUUGAUGUGACCAAGCUGUCUGAUGCACAUGACUGGAGUCAUCAAAAAUGCAAGGAGGCCAUGACUUCAGGGGCUACACCAAUAGUCAUUGAUAACACCAAUAUUGAACGCUGGACGAUGAAGCCCUACGUUGUCAUGGCAAUCAACCACAACUACUCAGUUGUGUUUCGUGAGCCCACAACGCCAUGGAAAUUCAAGAUAGGCAAACUGUUCAAGUACAACACACACAAUGUUCCAAGGGACAGAAUAAGAGUGAUGAUAGAGCGGUUUGAGAAGAACGUCACCGUUGAAAAUAUUCUUGGCUCGUCCAAACCAAAGAAGAGAAAACCUCAACAAGAACAAGAGAAGGACAAACAUCCGUCCACGAACAAGAAAGGGAAGGAUCUUAAGAUAGAAAGAGGCAAUUUAAAAGUCGAGGAUGCUGGAGAAAGCCGGAAGAUGAGGAGAAAUUAUGAGGAUGAUGAAGAGGGUCUUAAAGAUAAACAGGAAGACGUACAUGAGGGAUCCAGACAGACACUUGGAGACUCUGUUGCAGUUUCCAAAGACUCCAAGGAGCAAGAGGAAAGCCUGAGUGAAGACGAGAUGUUUGUAUCUGACGAGGAGAAUAAUCUUGAUACGUUCAUGGAGUCGAUAACCUGUGAUUCAUCACAGGGGGCUGAGAUGGAGUCGGGAGUGGCGGGCUCGACGAUAGCCCCACAAACAGAGGACAAAACGGAAGAUGCCAAAAUGACAAAAGAGGAGCAACUUGGUGAGGUCGCAGGAGGAGAAGAUCCUGAAGCCACCAGUUCGCCAAGCGAAGUGAAUAUUCAAACUAAAAUAAGCAAUAAUCUUGAAGAAGAUGAUGACAUUAUUGCCAUGGUGAAGUACAUUUCUGAGACGACUUAUACGACUCCUGAUAAGAAUACUCAAGAGGGUGCCGACAAAGGAGAAGAAAGACUAGAGAGCGUCGGGGAUGAUGAUUUGGAGGCAGUGAUCAGUUCAAUCACACAAGGGUCUUAUGUGCCAGAAGCAAAACAUUCCUCAUCGAGCCCGUUUUCACAUCAAGCUUUGCAUGAGGAGGCAACUGGAGUUGAAACAGUGGUCACCAGUUAUGGUUCGGACAAUUUUGUAAUACAUCUACCAGAACCUUCAGCACAAGGUUCGUACGUGCCACCAAUCAACCAGUCUUCAUCGAGCCCGAUUUUACAUCAAGGAGCUUUGCAUGAGGAGGCAACUGGAGUGGAAACAGGGGUGAGCAGUUAUGGUUCUGAAAAUUUUGUUAUUCAUUUGCCAGAACCUUCAGCUCAAUUUGCGGAUGGAGAUGUGAAUGAGCAGAAUCAAGAGUUUCGAAGAGGAAGAAACAUUGAAGAUUUCACAACAGAAACAACUGACAGUGGUGUUUCAUGUGAGACAUUCGGCUCACAGCAGAACCCCGGUGAGGCUCCUGCUGACAUCAGACAAGAUCGUCAGGUAGGUGAUGAGGGAGCAAGGAUGGCCUUUUCUCAAGGAGGGUUGCCUGAUCCCUGCAAUUCACAAACUCAGCUGCAGGAUGGCUCGAGUGCCAUAUCAGAAACGACUGAAGACCAAGAUGAUUUCUCAGCUGUUAUGACGGAAGUUGCAGAUGCAGCUUCUGUCCUGUCUCACGAACUAACAGAAAUUGAGCAUCAAGAAAAUAUUGACAAGUCAAAGGUGUCCCCUGGAAACUUUCUUGGAGCUAGUGAAGAGCUUACUCAGCCUCACGAUGGCCUAAAUGAGCAAGAUGAUAAAACCGAAGAGGAGGACUUUUCGUUGAUGAAGAAUGAAAUAAAGGAUGCAGCUUCAAUACUGUCCCAUGAACUAACAAAUAUUGAAAAACAGGAAACUUGUAAAAUGGAUGACAUCAAAGAUGAAAUUUCUGCUCGUGAAACUGACAUUCUUACUGGUCAUUCAAACUUAAAACAAACGGACAAAAUAUCUCCACAUACCCAAGAAGGCAUCGCAACUUUGAGUCAAGAGAUUCAAAUUAAUUCCUCCAACGAGACGACAAAAAUGAGCCAAGGGUCUGUGGAAGAUAACAAAAUCACAGCAACUCUUUCCAGUAGCAAUGCUGUUCCAUCAAUCAAUGACAUAAACAGUAGUAAUGUAAAAGUUUCUAAUAAAGAAGGCAAAGUAAGCAGUAGUCCGCAUGCUCUUACAACAACCAGCCCAUCAUUCCUCCAUCACCCCAACAGUGAAAAACACCCAGUUUUAACUCCACUAACCCCCUCACCGUGCUCGACCCCAAGAAGCCAAAGCCCUAGCCCUUUAAUAUCGCCUUCAAGUCAAGACAAGACCGCAGUUUUGAAUUUUCUAGAGAAAAAGAAACUGCGUCGCUCAAAGUCAACAAAAGGAACAAAAAUGGCAGCAGUGUUUCCUAAUCUCUCCCCUGGAAAAGUGGACUGGUCAGAACUAGCUGAUGCAAGUGGAAGUGAUGCAGGGAGACUAACUCCAGAGAAACUAAGAAGCUCUUCGGCCGAGGGAAUCUCUUUUACUGAGGCAGGAACAAACACCCUUCCUGCUGACUUCUCAUGCUUACAAAGGUUAUUAUCGGGGGAAAUAUCUGAAGAUGAUGUGGAAAAGAAGGGGUUAAGAGUGGUUUCCGGACAGGCAAGGCAACUUACCAAGAAGAGAGAUAUUACAACAUCAGAGGAAAGCACUCUUGAUUUGUCCUCAUCAAGUUCACCUCAAAAUAAAUCUCCAAUUCCAUCGUCGUUUAAACUCCAUAAGAGUACAAUGACUGACCAGGAAAAUAACACCAGUGACAACUUAGAGAAACUCAGUGCCCUCUUCCCGACCGUUCCACAAGUUGAUCUUGAAGACAUCUUGUCGAGAUGUGAAGGAGAUCUUGAAUGGGUCACAAAUAUACUUCUUGAUGACUUUAGCAACAGUGAGAGGAGCCCGCUAGCAAAGCAACAUUCAAAUAAAACUUGUGCUUCUCAAAAUUCUCCACAAGAUGACUCAACACAAUCUAAGAUGGCAAGAAAUCAACACAAAGAUGCCAAGCUUGUCGAAAAGCAAUCUAGAGAUCAGUUCAGUCCCAAUCGACUCACUCAAAACCUGGCCUCUAGUAUGAUCUCAGUUGUUGAUGACAUUCUAAAAAGCAUAAGCACCGGAGAUGUACGGUCUGCUACUAGUUCCCCAUGCAAACAAGAAACUUCUACCAGUGUCAACAAAUCACAUAAUGCUACAUUAGAUUCACCACAGCAUUCCAGUCGAAUCAACAAUUUGUUGCGAGAGUUGGACCCAAGAAACUUAGCUGUUGAAUUUGCUGAAGUGAAGCAAGAUUCUUUUAGUGAAGUGGAAGGGCCUCCAAAAGUGGCCCAGCAAGAAGAUACAAAUGGCUCACAGAAGUCAGAUAUUCCUCAAGAAGAAAAGCAGACUCCAAAGGACUCCUCUCCUACAGAUGAGAGGCUCGAAGAUAAACAAAAGAUUACUGCAAAUAGAGAUCCACACUCUGAAACCCUUCUCAAUGAAAACAAGGAUAACGUUGAGGAUGGAAAACUUCUUGAGGGCUGUACUCAAGAAGAACCUAACCCAAUAACUGCAUCUCCUCCCGUUGAAAAUCAACGUCCAAACACACAUUCAGAUGAUACAAGUUCAACCUUAGCAGUUGCAGAAAUCAAGCUUGAGGAGGCAAACAAAGGAGGAUCUCAAAGGGUUGCUGAAUCUAAAGGAGCCACCCCGGAACCGAGGAGAGAGCAAGUUGUCAGGCCAAAAACACCCUCUCGCAGUGCAUCAAUGAAAUCCCACAGUAAACCUAAGAGAGACAAGACGGAUGAAGUUGACGAUCUGCGGGCAAGGAUGAAACAAGACUCCACUUCUCUGAGGCGAAACAUGCUUGAGGCAGCAGGUGGGGUCCAGUUGUCUUGGAAGCAGCAAGGAGAGGAGGAGUUUCGCGUACCACGCCCAGAGCAGACGAUGACGAGACAAGGGGAAAGUGGAGAGAUGGGAGAUGGAGAAGUGAUGACUGAAGAGAAAGCAGACAUCACCAUGCAAGCACGAACGAGACCAAAAGAGUUGUCUAAUUUGAAGGAGGGGCUGAUGCUACAACUGGACCCAGCCUUUGCCCUUCAACUUCAGGAGAUGUUUGGCUCUGCUGGCUUCUGUCUCCUCCCAGAUGGUCUUCCAGCAGAAGACUUACAGGUUCAUGUGGACUAUGACCUCGCCAAGCAGCUACAUGGUUUGUGGGCUCGGACUUUGACGACGAGAUUUGAGCAAGAAGAAGAGGAAGUGGAUUCCAUGAUCAAAGCAGAUGAAGAACUCGCUCGCAGACUGCAGCAGCAGGAAGAUAUCAAUCACAUGGCUGAAGUUCAGACGGCUCGAUCAGCAAGGUACCAAGAGUCUAAGGCUUCCCCAACGAGAGCCAUGAAACUAAACAGCUCCCUCGUUGGGUACGGAGACAACAAGGGCAUGAUUGAUCCGCUGACAUUGCCGAGGCAACCGGUGCAAGAAAGGACGAGUCUGAAAGAGAUCAUGGACGAACAACUGGCUGCACAACUCAGCAAAGAUGUGGAGACUGAAGAGAAGCUGGAGUGUGACGGUUCUGUUUCCAUAGCAACUAAGCUGAAGAAGGACAAACUGUUCGAGGAAUUCCCGAGUAUAGACAGAGACACUCUGGAGGAAAUCUUCAGGGCCAAUAAUUUUCAGUUGGAGCCAACCAUUGGGCAGGUUAAAUCGUUCUUCAUGUCGGCAUCUGACCGACCCAAGGAUGUCUACACAGAUGAAGCACUGGAGCUGAUGGAGAGACGACAGAUUGAACAAGCUGAGAGGGAGAGUCUUGCAUCGUCAAGCGAGGGGACCGAUGAUUCCGCUUCCCAGGAGGGAAGUUACUUCCAAUCUGUCCGCAAUCCGGACUACGUAGAUUACCGGGCCGAGGCCACACAGCAUUAUCGACAACGCCAUGAAGCGUUCCAGAAAGCAGCGGCUGCUUAUAAACAAGGCCUUAAAGACUUGGCUUCCUUCUACUCACAGCAGGGUCAUCUCCAUACAGAGAAAAUGAAGGAGGCAAAUCAAAGAGCUUCUGAGGUCAUUUUGACUUCAAGGAAUUCCCUCUUCAGUGACAACACCUUGGACCUACACGGCUUACACGUUGACGAAGCCCUACUCAUGCUAAACAAGGUCCUGGAGGAGAAAAAGGCCGAGUUAGAAGCCUUCAGUCACCAGCCCCAUCCCCCGGUAACCAAGCCCCCUACUAGGCAUAUGUUCAUCAUCACUGGGAAGGGUAACCAUAGUAGGGGAGGUGUUCCUCGCAUCAGACCGGCCGUUACAGAUCUCUUAAAGAGGGCAGGCUUCAGAUAUACUUUGGCAAAUGCUGGGCUAAUUAAGGUCAACCUGUGACCAGUUGCAGCUUGGAGGACAUUGUAACAUCUCAAGAAAGAUUAAUGUUCACAGUUCACAGAUGUAAUAGAUUUGCCUGAUCAAAUUGGGGUAAAAAAGAAGCAACCUCGUCGACUUUCAUUAUUUCUUAUUCUAGUAAUUUUGCCUCUUCAUUUGGAACUGCCAUGUAAUUUCACUACGAAGCAUGCAUAUUUAUACAGCUUCUAAU
Messenger RNA from Asterias rubens (European starfish), 7832 nucleotides. RefSeq lists its product as uncharacterized. The transcript has 15 exons. Gene Ontology annotation, molecular function: ubiquitin binding. Lineage: Eukaryota; Metazoa; Echinodermata; Asteroidea; Forcipulatida; Asteriidae. The coding region runs from base 140 to 7624 and encodes 2494 amino acids. The record is from RefSeq and is a predicted model, not a curated record.